Messenger RNA from Mercurialis annua (annual mercury), 3290 nucleotides. Its product is annotated as probable disease resistance protein At5g66900. Lineage: Eukaryota; Viridiplantae; Streptophyta; Magnoliopsida; Malpighiales; Euphorbiaceae. The transcript has 5 exons. Gene Ontology annotation, molecular function: ADP binding. Gene Ontology annotation, biological process: defense response to fungus. Bases 397 to 2907 code for a protein of 836 amino acids. The record is from RefSeq and is a predicted model, not a curated record.
AAUAUCUCAAAGUCUUCGCCGUUACAUUCAGUAGCCCAUAAUCAAGAUCUUUUUUUCUUCUUCUCGUUUCAAACUUGUAACAAACCAAGAAGCUUCCCUUUGAUAAAGACAACACAUUAUUCAAUUACUUCUCCUUUUAUUAAUUUCUUACUUCUAAGCUAAAUUCAACUGUCCCACAAAAAAAAGUAAAAAAAUUUCAGCCAAUUCAGCUACCAAAAGACCAAGAUUGAAUCUUUUCAAUUUUCUAAAUCAAACCCAUGAAUUAUUUCAACCUUCCCAAGUAAACCCAUAAAUUAUUUUCUUAUAGUUUAAUCCCUCAGUAGUAAUUUCACAACCCAGAUCAAAUUAGGGUUUGAAAUAUUUUUUUUUGUGUGUGUGUGUGUUUUUGUUGAAGAAAUGGCUUCACUUUUUGCAUCAGCAGCAGCAGGAGCUGGACUGGAGUUAGCUUUUGGAAGUUUUUUACGGAUCAUUUUAGAGGUGAGAAGAAAAAAUAUUAUGUUUGGUUCUACUUUACAAAUUUUGAUAGAUACAUUGGAAACUAUGAGCCCAAGCAUCAAGAGAAUAGAUUCAUUCAACUCAGAUUUUGAUAGGCCUGAGGAGAUACAAGGGUUAAAAGAUUUGAUUAAACAAGGUGAGGAGUUGGUUUUAAAAUGUUCCAAAGUUCAUAAAUAUAAUGUUGUUAAGAAACCAUAUUAUACCAAGAAACUUAUGAAGCUUGAUGAGAGGAUUCGUAGGUAUAUUAAUACUAUUAUGCCACUACAACAAACAGCAGAUAUUAAGGAGACUUUGUUUGAAAUGAGACUUUUGAGUACUCAGAUUCGGGAUUUGAGUAUCGGAAAAACGAGUAGUGGUGGUGGUAGUAGUAGCUUUUUCGGUAAGAGUAAUAGUAGUGUGGGAACAUGGAGUAGUGUUGGUGGUAGUGGUAGUUUUUUUAGUAAGAGUAGUUGUACUGGGGUGUGCUCAGCUCCUGGACUCAAGGUUGUUCCUGUUGGGUUAGAGGUUCCUUUGAAAGAUUUGAAAGAGAAGCUGCUAAAGGUCGAUGAGGUAUCGAAAGUGAUUGUGGUUUCGGCUCCUGGAGGAUGUGGAAAAACUACAUUGGCUAUAUCACUUUGUCAAAAUGCUAAGAUCAUUGACAAAUAUAAGGACAAUAUCUUCUUUGUUACUGUCUCAAAAUCUCCGAACCUACUGGUCAUUGUACAGAGGCUAUUCCAGCAUUUGGACUCCAUGGUAUCCGAUUUUCUAAGUGAACAAGAUGCUGUUAACCAAUUAGAAAAUUUGUUCAGGUCCAUAGCAUCAGGUCCUAUACUGCUGGUCCUUGAUGAUGUUUGGUCUGGAGCUGAAUCUCUUGUUGAGAGCCUCAAGUUCCCUAUAAAAGAUUACAAGAUUUUGGUGACAUCAAGAUAUGAAUUGUCGCGAUUUGGUUCCAGUUACAAAUUGCAAACGCUGACUAGAACGGAUGCCAUGGCCCUCUUUUGUCAGCUAGCAUUUCUGCCGGAUGAAAACACGUACAGACCUGAUCAAGACAUUGUAAAUAAGAUAGUGGAAGUCUGUAAGGGAUUCCCAUUAGCCAUUUCAGUGGUUGGAAAAUCUCUUUGUGGAAAGUCUGCAGCUGAGUGGAACAAGAGAAUCAAGGAAUGUUCUAAAGCUACAUCUAUUCUGGCUAACUGUGAGGUUCUAAAUUGUCUUCAAAGUAGUGUCGAUGCAUUGAAUGAUAAUUCCGCAACCAAGGAAUGCUACAAGGAUCUCGGUUCCUUUCCUGAAGACCAAAAGAUUCCUGCGACAACUCUUACUGAUAUCUGGGCCGAAUUGCAUAAGCUUGAUGAAGACAGUGCCAUUUCUAGUCUAUAUGAACUCUCUGAUCGGAAUCUGGUUGAUCUUGUAGUUACACGCAGGAAAGAUGCAAGUGAAGAUUAUGGAUCUGUUAAUGUACUGCAGCAUGAUUUGUUAAGAGAGUUAGCUAUCAUUCAAAGCAACUCGACGAGCAUUGAGCAAAGGAAAAGGCUAUUUAUAGAGAUAAGCGGAAACAAACCUCCGGAAUGGUGGGCGGGAAAUAGGCAGCUGUUUAUCAAGGCCAGCCUUUUAUCUAUCUGCACAGAUGAAAUGUUCUCGUCGAGUUGGGGCAGCAUGGAAGCAACUGAAGUUGAGGUUUUAGUUCUAAAUUUUCAGGCAAAGAACUACACCUUACCCUUCUUCAUGAGUGGAAUGGAUAAGCUAAAGGUUUUAAUCGUUGCAAAUUACAGUAUUUCACCAGCUGAAUUGAGCAAUUUCCAGAUUAUCGGAUCUCUAUACAAUCUGAAGAGGAUCAGAUUCGAGAAGAUUUCGAUUCCAUCGUUUUUCUUGACCUCUCUACAAUUGCCGAACCUAGAAAAGAUAUCUUUGGUUAUGUGUAACAUCGGCCUAGCUUUUAGGAACUCUGCCAUCUGGAUGCCUAAUUUGAUCGAAAUCAACAUCGACUACUGCGACGAUUUGGAGGAAUUACCUGAUGGAUUUUGCAAUCUCAUCCGUCUACAAAAGCUCAGUAUCACCAAUUGUCACAAGCUGAAAGCCCUGCCAGAAGAAAUUGGAAACUUGAUGAAUUUGGAGAUGCUAAGACUUAAUUCUUGCAUUGAAUUGUUAGAAUUGCCAGAAUCAAUAGGGAAGCUUCAGAAUCUGUGCAUUUUGGACGUAUCCGACUGUUUGAGCAUAACGGAAUUGCCAGAACAGAUAGGCGAGUUGAGUAAUUUAAACAAGCUCUACAUGAUCGACUGCUCAAGCUGUGUACUGCCAUGGUCAGCCGUCAACCUUGUGCGUCUGAAGGUAGUGAUAGCUGAUGAAGAAACAGCUAAUUUAUGGAAAGAAUUCUUAACUUUUCUUCCAAAUCUGGAAAUAAAGGUUCAUAAAGAUAUCAACUUGAACUGGCUUCGAUGAUGAUCGGAAUUUGCUGAUGAUGUUUAUUCUGUACUACUGCUCCUUGAGAAGAUGUACAUUUUAUAAAAGUAGAUAAUUUUCUUGCGAUACAAGAAAGAAAAUAUCCGAGGAACUGGGAAAUAAGUUUUGAGGGUUCGGAGCAAAUUAAAAUAACUGUAAUAUAGACUAUAAUAUAGUUACCGUAUGUGCCUAAGCUAAGUUAUCUGUUUUGACUUUGUAUGUAAAAACAUUUGAGAUUAAACAUGUCAUCAUAAUUGGCAAUUCUAGUUAUCUAAAAGAGAGAAAAAUACUCUCAUAAACUUGUAAUAUCAUAUGACCUCAUGAGGUUAGAUUAAAUAUCAAAUAGUAGUGUUUAUGCAAAAUUCAGUUAGCUUUAAACUCAA